Molecule: messenger RNA, 690 nt
Organism: Colletotrichum chrysophilum
Lineage: Eukaryota; Fungi; Ascomycota; Sordariomycetes; Glomerellales; Glomerellaceae
Exons: 2
Coding region: 1-690 (229 amino acids)
Molecular function (GO): NAD binding
Source: RefSeq, a predicted model, not a curated record
AUGGGCGUCGGCUAUGACAAGGUGGAUCGCAUUGCCCUCGACAAACGAGGCGUGGUGCUUUGCAACAUUCCAGCUUGGAGCCCCAUCGACACUCCCCUCAUCUCCAGGAUCCAGAACGCCACCUUCGGUAUUCUGGGACUUGGUCUGAUCGGCACCGCAGUUGCUCUCUGUGCAAAGGCAUUUGGUUGGAAAGUCCUUGCCUAUGAUCCUUUUGCGCCAAAUGGAAUCGACAAAGCCUUAGGCAUAGAUCGGACUCGCGAUAUCAAUGAGCUCUUCCGGAGGAGCUCCACAAUUAGCGUGCAUUGCCCAGCCACUCCGAAAACCAUCAACCUCGUGAACUACCAGUUGCUCAGUCUCAUGCCCAGGGGCGGAUUACUGAUCAACACCGCCAGAGGCGAGGUUGUCAAUCUCGACGACGUAGAGCGAUGUCUGAGAGAAAACAUCCUCGGCGGCGUGGGUUUGGACGUGGUUCCAGACGAGCCGAUUCCGGCGGAGGGUCCCAUUCACUCUCUUCUACAGGCGUAUCGCGACCAUGAACCAUGGCUUGUCGGACGAAUGGUAGUGACGCCGCACAGCGCUUACCAGAGUCCGGAAAGUUUGCUGGACAUCAGGAUCAAGGCCGCCGAGGUGAUGCGGGACAACCUGAUCGACAAGCUCAAUGUCAAUAUUAUCUCGCUGAGAAAGGUCUAG